Molecule: messenger RNA, 1035 nt
Organism: Argiope bruennichi
Lineage: Eukaryota; Metazoa; Arthropoda; Arachnida; Araneae; Araneidae
Exons: 6
Coding region: 117-899 (260 amino acids)
Source: RefSeq, a predicted model, not a curated record
CACAAAACACGUCGAUGAAUGCGCGGUAAUUAUAAAAACAAAUAAAAUCAAUUUUGUCUUGUAUUAGCAGUACGAAUUUUAGCGGAAUCAAACUUCCACAUUAAUUGAAACAUUCAAUGGCUGAUUUAGCAUUUAUAAGUAAAUCCGAUUUAGAAAUUUUAAAAGCUUUAACUUUAACAAAUGAUAUUAAUAAAAAGUACAAUUCAAACUCAGUACAAACUAGCAAUGAUAUGCAAACUACGAUCUCGUCCGAAAAUGUGUCUGUCAAUGAUAAUACAGAUUCCCAAGUAACUGCUUUUCUCUCAUGUGCUUCUGAAAAUUUCGUAUCUAUUUACAAUUCAUUUAAAUUCGAUUCGGAGUAUGAAACUCUCUGCUAUGAUGUGAAGUGUGUCAAUAUAAUGUGUGAUUUGUUCAUUGAAAAGAAUCGUUUUCUAGAGAUGCAGAUCUGUUCCUUCAUAAAAGAUGUAUCACCAAUUGCCCAAGAAAUUAUUUCUACAAAUCGCUUGUACAAAGUACUUGAAGAGAUAAAUAAUACCACAGAUCACAUUGUGUUAAUAUGCGAUAAAAUGUAUAAAAUCCAGCAAGUGUUACAAGAAAAACCAUGUGAAAGGACUUUAAAAGUUAAUCCGUCUUGUCAGAAAGCAGUCAUGAAAUUCUUUACUAUAGCAAAAAGUAUAAUGGAGAAAUUGCAACAGCAAGUAGAAAAUAUCGAAAAUUAUCGAAGUAAAAAUGCUGCAGGAAUUGAAACUUAUCAUAAAGAUCUGCAGUCUAAGCUACAUGGCAAAAUUUUAGAACUGGCGAAAAGAAUUGAUAUUAUAUCGCAGUUCCGAGAUCAGAUAUUAUCAACAUCCACUCAGAAUUCUGUGUCAACAUCUAAAAUCGAUAUGUUGCUUUCUUAAAAUUAGAUUCAAGUGUUUAGUUAUACUAUGUACAUGUUAAUGAUACAUAAUGCAUAUAUUCAGUAAGAUAUGUACAUUAUUUAGAAUUCAUAUUUUAUGCCCACUAAAUUCUAUACUGUGUAGUUUUAUGUUAUAU